Messenger RNA from Parasteatoda tepidariorum (common house spider), 1007 nucleotides. RefSeq lists its product as uncharacterized. The record is from RefSeq and is a predicted model, not a curated record. Gene Ontology annotation, biological process: regulation of DNA replication. NCBI's taxonomy places the organism in Eukaryota, Metazoa, Arthropoda, Arachnida, Araneae, Theridiidae.
AUAUGGCAGCAAGUUUGAGGCAUAUUAAAUCUUUCCAACUUUUCAGUUCAAUUCGUAUAUAUGUAAACUGAGAGCUUUUGAAUCGUUUACGAACUAAAACUUUUAAACACCUAAUUUUGUUUGUUUUUAUUGUGCUGGUAGCUAUUCUGCGGUCCAUUUGAAAAACUUAUCCAUAAAUGAGAAAAUGAUGACUAGAAAGAUUUUCCAGGAAUUGCAACAAUCAACAGUGAAUGUCAGAGGAUCAACUAAAAUGAAAGAAGGAGAAAAUAUGAACAAGGAAGCUGUUGAUACUAAUGAAAAUAUUAAAAGUAAAAAGUUGAGCACUGUUCCUGCUAAGCAUUCCAAGCGUAAAAAUGUUGGAAGGGAAAAUAAAACUAAAAAACUGCCCAAGGCAGUAACCAAGAAGGAAGCAGUAUCUAAAGCUAAAGCUUGUACUCAGAAAGAGGAUUUGCAAGCAACAGUGACGCUCAAUCAGUCUAGGCUUGAAACUUACCUUUAUUCUUGUGCUAGCACCAGUGAUAUAUCAAAUGAUUCGGCUGCUCAAGAUUUGGGUAACUGCACUACUAUGAAUAAAAGCAUUUCAGAGGACAUUCAGCUCUUAACUUCUGAAAAGCCAAGUCAAGCAUAUUGGCAGGAAAUAGCUGAACAAAGAAGAAUCGCUCAUGAAAAAACUGUUUUAGAAAAUGAGAUGCUUGCCGAUGAAAUCAAUGUACUGCAAGCUGAGAACAUGCAGCUUAAAAGUGCACUUGAAGCUGCCGAAAUAUUGCUUAAACAUGCAGGACUGCUGGAUGAGUGAAGACUUGAAGUUCCUUGAUUUUCUUUCUGCGAUUGCAAUUAACGCGAAGCAUGCACCGGUUGUAUAAAAUUUGUUGCCUCUCUCUCGGGACAUCCGUUCAUUUUUCUUCAACUCAUUUUUUUCCCUAUUGCCAGAACAGCUGAUUUAAGCCACAUUUCAUAAAUGUUGUAUAACUCUUGGAUAUAGAUUUUAUUAAAAGUAUUUUAUUUAA